AUGGUCUUCUUUGACCUGCGAGCCUUUGCUCGCCAACUUCGUGCUCUCAUUUACAAGAAUCUUCUCGUUUCAGUUGUUAGACACCCCAUCGGGUUCCUCCUCUCCGUCUACGGAAUCCCUCUCGCUAUUCUCGCCGUUCUCUGCUCCAUCCCUUCGUUUCUCUCGUCCUCGAAUGUAUUCGGUGUCGCCUCUCCUGCCCCUGUCAAGACACUCCCUGAAACUAUCCACGGCAAACUCGUCGUCGUGAAGCCGCCGCGGCUCGGCCCAGACGUGGACCAUGUUGUCAACACCUUCACCAAGGGCAUCGACAAGGAGAAGCUGCUGUUCCUCGACGACGAGUCCUACCUGACCACCGUGUGCCUCGCCAACCUGCGCGGAGUGAGCGACUGCCACGCUGCCGUCACCUUUAUCGACUCGCCCCUGACCAACAUCACCGUCAAGGAUAGCCAGAGCGACCACCAUACCUGGCAGUAUGUGAUUCGCGCGGACCCGGCUCGAGACGAUACACACUUCAACGCCAAGGGGCACAAGAGCGAUCAGGAGAACCUCUACCUUCCGCUUCAGCUCGCCAUCAACAAUGCCAUCACCAACUCGACAGCCGUCCCAGAGGUGUUCAUGUUCACGGCCGAGACACAGGAAGAACAGGACCUUCUACACCGGAAGAGUUCGGUCCAGCUCAUCGGCCAGGUCUACGUCUUUGCCCUUUUUGCCUGCUACUUCUUCAUCAUAUACCGCUUCACUGGUCUCAUCACUGCGGAGCGAGAGUCUGGCAUGUCGCAGUUGGUUGAUGCUAUGGGUGGAGGCAGCGCAGUUGCUGCUCGCGUACUCAGCUGGCUGGUCGUCUUUGACUUGCUGUGUCUUCCAUGUUUCAUCGCCUUUGGUGCUCUGUAUGGACACCUUAUGUUCCCGACCUCAAGCUUCGGUAUGAUCAUUGGCUGGCAGAUUCUUCUUGGUUUGGCCGUGAACAGUUCUACCGUCUUUGCUGCAGCCUUCUUCACCAAGUCCCGAGUCUCGGCCAUCUAUGUCAUGGGAGCCUUUCUACUCCUCUCAGUCGCAGCUCAGAUAUACAGCUUUCAGCUCCACCCCAAGCCCCAGUUCAUUGGGGCUCUCCUCCUGUCAUUGUUCUUCCCCAGUUCGAACCAUGUCUUCUUUACGCAGCAGAUGUGCCUCUGGGAACUCAACAGUACAAGUGCCGUACUUGAUAAGAUCCCCCCUGAGGACGCUGGAAUCAACUCUGAGUCCUACAACGUCACACAACAGAUGAUGCUUGGCUUCCUCGCUAUACAUAUCAUAGUAUACCCCAUCGGAGCUAUACUGGUUGAGCAUUUCAUGCAUGGCAUCGACUUCCGCAAGAGGACAUUUGCUAGGAACGCCGCAGCCGUGGAGGGGGUUGUCGCUGCCACCUUUGACCUCAAGAAGCGGUUCGUCCCCAACUUGCUGGAGCGAAUGUUUUGCUGUGGAAAGCGACGUCCUGUUACUGCUGUUGAUGGAGUCAGUAUUCAGGGGCAUCGGGGCCAGAUUCUAUGUCUUGUUGGGCCGAAUGGAUCUGGAAAGACGACUACUUUGCAUAUGAUGUCUGGAUUCACAACACCGACAGAGGGGUCUGUUCGACUUGAUGCCCUCCCUUCACAGAUUGGUCUCUGCCCCCAGCGGAACACUCUCUGGGAGGAGCUCACUGUCGCGGAACAUGUGCGACUAUGGAACCAGAUCAAGGCAGGACGCGAGUCAUCGACGGAGCUCGACGAGCUCAUCAAGGCCUGUGAUUUGGGUCUCAAGCGUAACAGCUUGGCUGGAACCCUCAGUGGAGGCCAGAAGCGCAAACUCCAGCUUGCCUGCAUGUUUGUUGGUGACUCUUCUGUGUGCCUUAUUGACGAGUGUACAUCUGGCUUGGAUCCUCUAUCGCGCCGAGUCAUCUGGGAGAUUCUACUUCAGCAACGGUCUAAGCGGAGCAUCAUCUUUACCACGCAUUUCCUCGACGAGGUGGAUGUCCUUGCUGACCACAUUGUCAUCCUGUCCAAGGGCAAAGUGAGAUGUCAGGGAGCUGCCGCAGAGCUGAAGAAUCUUCAUGGGGGUGGAUAUAGGGUUCUCGCGCCUGCUUCUGCCCUUAGACUCGACCUCCAGUAUCCCACGACAAUGCACCAAGACCACAUCAUCUACACAACCCCUGAUUCUCGUUCUGCUGCCGAGCUCUGCUCGUUUCUGGACUCUAGGGGAGUCACGGAUGUCUCCAUCUCUGGUCCUCAGGUCGAGGAUGUCUUCCUUCGCGUGGCAGACGAGCCAGAGCUUGAACUCACCAAGAGCCGCGUCGCAGCGUCCGAAUCCGGGUUUGAGAUGACCCCUGGAGAGGUCACCAGCUUCUGGGCUCAGGUCAGGAUCUUGUUCCGGAAACGAUUCACUGUUCUCAGGAGGUUCUGGUGGCCGUAUCUCUAUGUCUUGGCUCUUCCUCUCAUCAUCACGCCUCAGUUCAAGAAUCUCCUCAUAGAGUACAAGCAGCCCUCUUGCGCCACGAUCAAGCCGGAGCUCAACCCCCCUCAAGCGCCUACCCUUUCUUGGACACAGAACUGCGUCGACUAUGGCUGUGACACUCUCGCCUUGGCUCCUCCCUCUGCGAACAAGACAUUGUACAAUAUUGUCAAGGAGGGGUUUUAUGAGGUUGAGGAGGUGAACCCUGAUCUCUACGAAGGAUUCCCAGUUCUCCUCAAGGACCGAAAAGCGUUCACCGACUACAUCGCUGAGCAUAGAUAUGCCGGGCCAGGUGGCUUGUAUAUGGGAUCUGGAGAUGAAUCUCCCGUGAUUGCUUACCGGCUGAAUACCUUUGGAAAUCCCAGUGCCCCGAUGUUGAUGAACCUAUGGAGUCAGAUGACAUCCAACGUAGAGAUCAUCGCUUCUCAACAAGGCUUUGCUGAGACUCGCCGUUCUGCCAACAAUAUUGGUGUUGUCUAUGUCAUCUUCUUCACCUUGCUACAGACCAUCUAUCCUGCCGCCUUUGUUCUAUACCCAGCCAUCGAAAAGGCUCGCAAGGUUCGAGCUCUGGAAUACGCCAAUGGAGUCCGACGAGGUCCCCUCUGGGUGGCAUACGGCAUGUUUGACUUUAUCUUUGUCCUGGCGAUAUCCGCGGGUGUCACAGCUACCAUAAGCACCCAGUUGGCCUGGAACGGGCCAAUCUGGAUAAUGCUGCCCAUCCUGGCGCUGUAUGGUCUGGCAGCAAUUCUCCUGGGUUAUGUCAUUUCUCAUUUCGUCUCUGGACCGCUCAAGUCCUUUCUGGCCAUGGCUGGAGUGAGUGUGCUGAUGUAUGGCAUUGCCGCUAUUUCCUUUGCUGUUGGUUCUGGAUACUCUGAUGCGGCUCAGAUGGAUAAACUGACGCUUGGUAUCGCAUUUGGCGUGUAUCUCAUCUUGCCCAUUGGCAACGUCUUCAGGGCGAUGCUCAUUGGCCUCAACGUUCUCGAGGUAGGCUGCAAAGACGGUGAACCUACGCCUCCAGCAUCGAUCUACGGCUACGGCGGCCCAAUUCUCUAUCUCGUCCUUCAGAUCAUUAUCCUGCUCCUCGUCAUUAUUUGGAUCGAAGGUGGCAUUGCUCUGUUCCGUCGAAAAGGGGGUCGAUCCACCUCACCCUUUGACUCAGAGAAAGACGCUCGUUCUGCGGUCAGCGAUGAAGUCAAGGCCGAGGCGCUCCGAGUGCAAGAUUCAGAUUCGGAUCUUCUUCGAGCUCUUCACUUAAGCAAGACCUUUGGUUCCAACAAAGCCGUCGAUGAUGUGAGCUUUGGCUUGCCUCAGAGCGAUGUCAUGGCAUUGAUUGGUCCUAAUGGCGCUGGCAAGUCGACUCUUGUCAAUCUGAUUCAGUCUGAGCUUUCUGCGGAUGCUGGAAAGGUCCUGCUUCGUGGGGAAGACGCGAGAACUCGCUCUGCGCAGAAGUAUCUUGGAGUGUGCCCGCAGUACGAUGCUCUCGAUCUCAUGAGCACUCAAGACCAUCUCUCCUUUUACGCCCGUAUCAAGGGCAUCAGGGAUGUCAGGGGCAACGUCAACCACGUCAUGAAGCGACUCAACCUGACCCCCCAUGCCCACACGCUUGCCUCUAAGCUCUCGGGAGGAAACAAGAGAAAGCUCAGCCUUGCUAUCGCGCUGAUGGGCAAGCCUCCCGUUCUGGUCCUGGAUGAGCCCACGUCUGCAAUGGAUGCCGUUGCCAAGCGAGCCUUCUGGAAGAUUAUCCAAGAGAUUACUCCUAACCGAUCCUUGCUCCUCACUACGCACAGCAUGGAAGAAGCUGAUACCCUGGCCACCCGCACCGCCAUCAUCUCUAGGCGCCUCCUCGCCGUCGGUACCACCCAGGCUCUGAGGAAGCGCUACAGCAACGUCUACUACGUGAGUCUGCUCCUGAAGACGGCGCCAACCUCCACCGUAGAAGAGAUGGAGCGAGUACGGAGCUGGGUCCUGGCCGCGCUGCCUGGCGCCCAGCUGGAACGAGACAUGCUCGGCGGUCAAGUUCGCUUCACUAUCCCCGGCGCAAGUCCCGUUGCCCGGGUUAUCGAGUUACUGGAGCGUUCCAAGGACGAGGUCGGUGUUGAGUAUUAUUCUAUAGGUGGAGCCACACUCGAGCGUGUGUUUCUGAGUGUUGUGAGGGAGAAUAAUGUCCAGGAAGAGGACGGUGUUGAAAAGGGCCGUUUCUGGAGAUUGCUGGGACUGAAAUAG
Fusarium keratoplasticum is the source of this 4686-nucleotide messenger RNA. RefSeq lists its product as uncharacterized. The coding region runs from base 1 to 4686 and encodes 1561 amino acids. The record is from RefSeq and is a predicted model, not a curated record. Gene Ontology annotation, cellular component: intracellular membrane-bounded organelle; membrane. Lineage: Eukaryota; Fungi; Ascomycota; Sordariomycetes; Hypocreales; Nectriaceae. Gene Ontology annotation, biological process: transmembrane transport; lipid transport. The transcript is spliced from 5 exons. Gene Ontology annotation, molecular function: ATP binding; lipid carrier activity; ABC-type transporter activity.